Molecule: messenger RNA, 840 nt
Organism: Colletotrichum acutatum
Lineage: Eukaryota; Fungi; Ascomycota; Sordariomycetes; Glomerellales; Glomerellaceae
Exons: 1
Coding region: 149-808 (219 amino acids)
Source: RefSeq, a predicted model, not a curated record
AUUGAUUGGCUUUCCGUGAAGUGAUUCACAACACCUCACGAAACGGGACCGUAUAUCAACACCACACCUUGGACAGUUGCCGCACUCACCCUCACUAUCACAUCAUCAUAUUCUCCACGAAGGAGUUGCGAGUAAUAGUUUCGAGGAAAUGAAGUUCAGUCGAUCUUCUCGGAUACUCGGGGCAGCGUUGGCCGUUGGCUCCAUAUGCCUCGCUAUGCCCCAAGAGGUAUCGCAGGACAACCAACAACUAUCAGCACCACGGGUUGGAGAGGUACCAUAUGAGACGUCACCAUACGAAGACACACAAUACAGUGAGACAGCAUACGAAGGCUCGCCGGAAGAACCGUCGCCCUAUGAGCAGCCACGCGAGAAGCCAUCAUACGAAGAGCCACCGUACCAACAGCCACCACGGGAGAAGCUCUCAUAUGGCCACACCCCCUACGGACGAGAUCCAGCAGCCUCCAUCAUAGAGUGGGAAGUCGGCAGCCCAGCUCUUUACGCAGCGCGUUCCGUCGACGACCCAGAUACAUGUCCCAAAGGAACAGGUAUAUAUCUCUCUCUGUCCUCCUUCCCCUGCCCUCUUCACUUCCAAUGCACACCAUCCUACUCUACCCUACCUUCUCAGAAUCAUCAUGCUGACUCACCUUCCUCACAGUAUCCUGCAACCUCCCCCGCAACUGGAACUGCUGCACAAAAUCAAUGCCCUGCUGCGGCCCAGGCUGCUGCGCCCAAGGCUUCGACUGCGUCGACGCCGCCGUGGGGGUCUGCUGCUCCCGCGGCAAGAAGCUUUGCGGCGGAAUGUGUGUGAGCGGAGAGUGUUGCGGUGUUCAGGGCGGGUGU